Molecule: messenger RNA, 1976 nt
Organism: Vespa crabro (European hornet)
Lineage: Eukaryota; Metazoa; Arthropoda; Insecta; Hymenoptera; Vespidae
Exons: 1
Coding region: 94-951 (285 amino acids)
Source: RefSeq, a predicted model, not a curated record
UCACAUUUUAUCUUUUAUUCAUUUUUUUUAUCUAUUUUGAUUUACAUUUUCAUAUUUUAGUUUUUAUUUUCUCCGUUGAAUAUUUACCCCAAAAUGUCAAGACGUUUGAGGAGUGCGAAUGUAUUAUUAGAGAGAAUAAAUGAUAUCGAUGCAGAAUGUUCUGAAGAUGAUCAAGAAAUUCUGGAUAUGAAAAAUAAUAAUAUGGAAAAUUAUGAUCCACUUGAAACCGACUCGAACACCGAUGAGAACGAAGAGAAUAUUUCGAACGUACGUAGACGACGAAAGAGAAGGAGAUUUUUAGUUAGUUCCGAUAGUGAGAAUGAGAAAGAGGCAAGCGAAAUUGCGAUGGACGGAACUGUUUGGCAGGAAGUAAAAAUAGGGUCUAAUCCUGGAAGAGCACCUGGUCAUAAUAUUUUUAGGGAAACAUCAGGCCCCACUGGGUACAGUAAACGUAAUAUUACGAAAGGCGAAGUUAGGACGGCAUUUUCUGUGAUAAUUGAUAAGAAUAUAAUUGAACUUAUAAGAAAGUGCACAGAGGCAGAGGCAUUUAGAGUGUUGGGAUAUAAAUGGGAACUGUCUACUGCAAUUCCUGCAUUUUUUGCAAUUCUGUAUGCACGUGUAGCAUAUGAGGCUAAGAAUAUAGAUAUAGCACUUCUAUGGAAUAAAAAGUGGGGCCCGCCUUUUUACUCAAAUACUACGAGUAGACAUGACUUUACGGAGGUUAUGAGAUUUAUUCGAUUUGACGACAGAAAUCAACGAAGCCAACGGUUACAAACCGAUAAAUUCGCUAUGAUUUCCAAAGUUUGGUACAAGUUUAUUGACAACAGUCAAAAUUGUUAUAAACCAGGACCAUAUAUUACUAUUGACGAACAAUUGUUUCCAACGAAAGCAAGAUGUAGAUUCACUCAAUACAUGCCCAAUAAACCGGACAAAUUUGAUAUAAAAUUUUAGUUAGCAUCCGAUGUAUGUAGCAAAUAUAUAAUAAACGGCUUUCCAUAUUUGGGAAAAGAUGAAAGUAGAGAGCCCUCAGUUCCUCUUGGAGAGUUUGUCACUAUGAAAUUAGCAGAAUCGUAUGUAAGAUGUAUGAAGAUAUAAUGGAUGAAGAAAUAUAACCACGGACAGCUUUUUUACAUGUCUACCUUUAGCAACAGAACUUCUAGCAAAAAAAAAACUACGAUUGUUGAGACAAUUAGAGCUAAUAGAAAAGAGCUACCAAGACUGGCAAAACUGAAAAACGACGACAUGACACUUUUCUCAACCAAACUCUAUCGCUCAAAUAAUUGAAUAUUGACAAUUUACAAAGCCAAACCAAGAAAGAAAGUUCUAAUUCUCAGUUCAAUGCACAACCCCGUACAAGUUGAAGAAAAUGACAUCCGAACACCGGAGACAAUUCAAUUGUAUAAUAGCACCAAAUGGCCAGAAAUUAUUCGGUAAAAUCUAAAUCUCGGAGAUGGUCUUUGCAAGUAUUUUUUAAUACCCAUCGCAAGUAUAAGUAUAGGAUCCCGUGAACGGAAAACAUGUCAGAUAAAGUAUUGUAAAGAUAAUAAGACGAACAAAAUCUGUCUAAAAUGUAAAAAGUACGUAUGCGGAAAAUGUACAGUUGAGAAGCCCAUAUGUAAAAAAUGCGACGAAAAGAAUAAAAUGUAGAUUACAUGUACUCUUGAAUAAAAGAAAAUAUAUUUUUAUACUGGUAAGCUGGCUAUUGGUUUGCAUUCAAUAUUGAAAAAUAUAAGUUGUGAAAGACCGGUCUACGUAUACGUAGGUAUACGUGAAGUGUCGGUAGGAAUAGUCUUAUAAUAUGUUAGUUAGUUCCAAAACCAUACUAAAUAAUAUGAUGGUCUGUAAAUGCACGUUUCUGCCACAAAGUAGCGCUAAGUAGCUGAUAGCCAACGUCCAGAAUGGUUCCGAGUGCAAAGGGUUAAGUAUCGGAAAUUAUGCGAUUGAUUAAAAACCGCGGGAUUAAAGUUACAAACCGA